Molecule: messenger RNA, 483 nt
Organism: Brassica rapa (field mustard)
Lineage: Eukaryota; Viridiplantae; Streptophyta; Magnoliopsida; Brassicales; Brassicaceae
Source: RefSeq, a predicted model, not a curated record
UUCAAAAAAAAAAAACCAAAUCAUUUCUGAUUGAAAUCUUUUUUUAAUAGGAUAAUAUAAUGAACGGAACAUCGUGGGCUGACCAGUGGGACAACUCUGCCAAAGGAGGCCGCAUAGGUGGCGGUGCCGUUAGCGGAGGUGGAGGUGGAGCUCCGUCUACCUCGAAAACAGCUAAGCACAAGGAGAAACUGGGACAAGGGCUAGACAAGACAAAAGCUCUAGCUUCUUCUGGUUUUAAGAAGCUGAAGACAGGCUCUGCCAUUGGUUUCCGUUGGGUGAAAGACAAGUAUCACAAAACAACAAACAAACAUUAAACAUCAUUUACUUUAACCAGUAAUUUAUUUGAUGUAUAUUUUUAGCUUAUUUGAUUUUAAUGUUUUAUGCUAUUGGGUGAAGACAUCUUUUAUAUAUUCGUUGGGUUGUCGAUUGUAUUAGUUGUGAAACUUUGUAUUCAUGUCCUUAAAUUAAAUUGAUUUCUGAGAA